This is a messenger RNA of Pecten maximus, 8189 nucleotides long. RefSeq lists its product as uncharacterized. Gene Ontology annotation, cellular component: plasma membrane; BRCA1-BARD1 complex; BRCA1-A complex. NCBI's taxonomy places the organism in Eukaryota, Metazoa, Mollusca, Bivalvia, Pectinida, Pectinidae. Gene Ontology annotation, biological process: negative regulation of fatty acid biosynthetic process; positive regulation of transcription by RNA polymerase II; double-strand break repair via homologous recombination. Gene Ontology annotation, molecular function: ubiquitin-protein transferase activity. The record is from RefSeq and is a predicted model, not a curated record. The coding region runs from base 607 to 7746 and encodes 2379 amino acids. The transcript has 16 exons.
AGAUUUUGUUUGAGAGAAUUCCUGAAAACCAAGAAGUCUGUGCCUUGCCCUCUCUGUAAGGAGCAUAUAACAAAGAGGAGUUUAGUUGAACGACCUCACCUUUCAGAGAUAGUGGACAAUGUCCGGUCACUGAUUGCUGCCAUCCAGUUGGACACUGGUCAUUUUUCUCCUGAAAGAGGACCACAGCUGAACUUUUCACCCUCCACUCCAGAAGAGCUCCCUACCAGACGGACUCGGGGCAGCAAGAGGAAAGAGAAACAGAAGACAUUUCAACCUCGGGAUGAUAGGAGCAAGAGAAGGAGAUCUGACACAACAGGCUUGUGUCAAGGUCAUGUUUCCCAACAGCAGUCUAGAAGGUCAGACUGUACCACAGGUCAAGAUCAAUGGAGGUCAGAAUCUACAGUUCAAAGCCAGCAGUGGUCAGCUACCACAGAUCAUGAUCAGCAGAAUUCAGAUACCAGAGAUCAAGGCCAGCAAAGGUCAGGUUCCAGAGGUCACGGUCAUAAGAGGUCAUAUUCAGAAGGUCAAGGUCUCCUUACUAGGAACUUGGACUUUGGAAAACAAGUGAAAGGGAUAAAGUCAGACAAUUGCCAGAAUUUACUUGAGAUGAAGACAGCAGACAUGACAUCAUUGACACCAGAAAUACCCAGCACAACUACAGGUGAUAUCAGAACAGCAGACCAUAGUCCAGGGAAGAACCUGUCACUCAAUGAAAAAUGUCAGAGUCGAGUCACUAGAUCUAGACAGAAAUCUUCAAACAUUAAUCAAGGAAGUAUCUCUGUAGAAAAGAAAAGGUCGAAACAAGAUGGCCCUGAUACGGAUGAUUUACUGCAGUAUCUGGCCAACGAGUCGUGUGGUGCUUUGGAAACGGACCAAUUAAAAGGUAACCGAAAGCCUCAAGGUUCAUUACUUAAAGAUAUAGAAAUUCUUGAUCAAAGCUCUGAUGAUGAAAAUGAUGUGGCGAUGAUGUACAGCAAUGUGAAUGAAGAGGAAGAGGAGGAUGAAGAGGAAAUCUUCAAUGAGGAAGUGGCGGUUGGUAAAGAUUUGAUUUCGUUGGGAAAAGAAGCAAAGUUAUUGAAAGAUAAGUUACUUGAAGCUAAAACAGUGACAUUUGAUGAAAUCAACGAGAAAGAUGAUAUUUAUAAAUCAGAAGAAGAAAGAAAUGAUGCUGAACAACAGAAAACAAAUCUAGAUUUGGACAGUAAGGUUGACCACUUGACAAUUUAUUCUGGUAUAGACACAACCACAUCUGGAGUUGAAAGGUUAGAAUUCAGACCAAAGAAAAAACUUCUGUUUAGAGGAAAACAGACACCAGACAACGAUGAAGAAGAUGUUACACAGCUGUCUGAUACAAGUCUGGGUCACAGUUUUCAGGAUUUCUUCAACAAACCUGUUCAUAAUGUAACACAUACCUAUGGCAGCAGGAAAAAUACUAAACUAGAGAAAACUAGGAUGGUUCAGAAAUGGCUGAAGUCAACAUCUGACGAUGUGUCAAACAAUACCAGCUUGUCUGACGUUGAAACACAGAUGGAAAAAAAGACGCAGACAGCUUCUAAAAAUAAAGAAAAUUUGACUGCUGGGGCUAAAGUAGCAAGUAGCUGUGUAGACAAUAGAUUACCACAGGAUAUGUCCAUCAAUCAAGAUGAAAUGAGGCCAAUUGUUAACACCAAGAGAAAAAUCUUUAAAACCAGACAAGAUCAUCAAUCAAAUAUGACUAUGACAGUUCAACAAGUGAAAGGAAAAUUUGUUGUCCGUAAGAUCUCUCCUGUUCGACCAGAACAAGAAUUGGAGAAAAAAAUCACAUCAGAAAAGAAAUCUGGAGAAAUGUUAGGAGACUCACAAGGGAGCGAUCCUUAUGAGUUCAAAACGAGUCAAAGGACUCCCAAGGCAAAGAACGGAAAGAAAAAAUCUUUGACCAAAAAGGAUGUGAAAAAAUGUCGUAAAAAUCCUAUUGAUAUCAAAAUAGGACACAGUACAGCUGUCAACAAAGAGAAAGUGAUUGAUCUGACCUCGAAGACAAGGUCACAAGGUGACAAGCUAGGGUCAAGGUCAAGUUUGAGGUCAGGGUCAAAGGAAAAUAUUGAAGGCAGCAAUAGAAGAGAAACACACAAGGUUAAAUCAGAUGGUGUGUUGCAACAGAGAACUGAAGACGUUGAGCAAAUCAUUGAAGAUUUGAAUCAGGCAGAGGAAUAUGACCUGGUGUUUGGUACACAAGAGGCGAAAGAUCAGAUCACAGAGUUUGAAGGUGAAUCUCCUCAUGUUGUGGUUGAAAAUGCUGGUGGCAAGGACAAAAAUAAUUUGGAUGAGGAAAAGGAAAAUUGUUCUCAGCCAGCAAUUAGUAGUCCGGACAAGACUGACAUUGCACAGAAAGGGAUGGACAUAGAAGUGGUAAAAGAAGACAAAAAAAGCUCUGCGAGAAACAGGCAGAAAAUUACAGCAUCUUCACAGAAAGAGGUGGAAGUUCGAAGUAAAAGAUGUCCUGACACAGAAAUUAAGGAUGCGGUACAGGAGAAUUGUAGGGGGAAAUGUCAGGAUGCAGAACAAGAUGAAAAAUUGAGUAUAGAGGACACAGAAUCUGCAGUGGUGUUAAGCGAUGCUUCCUGUAUUCCUAACACUGAAGAUAGUAUCCUGUCCAAACAUACUAGGAAACUCAGGAACAAUCUUAAGUCAAGAAAGUCUGUGACUUUUACAGACAAAGUUCAACAUAUUCUUGUUCAAGGACACAACAACUCAGAGGGCCAAACAGGGCAUGGAUCCAGAGGGCAAAGGUCAUCAGGAAGUGAGAGCAGAGAUCACUCCCAGGACCAGUCAGAGAGAGUAACCAGAGGGCAGAGGUCAUCAGGAAGUGAGAGCAGAUAUCACUCCCAGGACCAGUCAGAGAGAGUAACCAGAGGGCAGAGGUCAUCAGGGAGUGAGAGUAGAGAUCACUCCCAGGACCAGUCAGAGAGAGGAACCAGAGGGCAGAGUUCAUUAAAGUGUGAGAGCAGAGAUCACUCCCAGGACCAGUCAGAGAGAGUAACCAGAGGGCAGAGGUCAUCAGGAAGUGAGAGCAGAGAUCACUCCCAGGACCAGUCAGAGAGAGUAACCAGAGGGCAGAGGUCAUCAGGAAGUGAGAGCAGAGAUCACUCCCAGGACCAGUCAGAGAGAGUAACCAGACGGCAGAGGUCAUCAGGAAGUGAGAGCAGAGAUCACUCCCAGGACCAGUCAGAGAGAGUAACCAGAGGGCAAAGGUCAUCAGGGAGUGAAAGUAGAGGACAGAUAUUCAAGGAAAAUUUAACACAAGAUCUACAACAAAAAAGACUAUCCACAACCGGUGCUAGUAAUCAACAGGAAACCACAGAUGAUGUCCAGCCUAUUGACCACUGUAUAGAUGAGCACGGACAAGACCAGUCUUCAGGACAAUGUCCACCAGAAGACAUGGAUGAGAAGAACUCUGAUUCCUGCAUGACCAACACUGUACCUGACACACUGGAAGAAAAUAGUUUAUUGUAUGAGAGACGGAAGUCUUGUAGAGUUGAACAAGCUCAGCUUCACUCAUCUAUACGUCAGAAGAACACGGAGGGGAAAACCCUAGUAGAUCAAUCACAGACUAUGGAUCCAGAACAGGAAAUUUUCACCGAGUCACAUAUCUCAGAUGAAAUUCCAGAAGCAGAUGUUGAAAUUAUUCAUCCAUGUGAAAAUACAAGUGAUACAGUUAGUACACAGCCUCCUUCUGAUAAUAUUCAGUUUGGGGUGGGAAGCGACUUAAAUAUCAUGAUGACGGAAAAUUCAUCAGCUAGUAAGACUAACAAUAGCAAAAAGACCCUGAGUUCUCCAAAAACUCUCCAGGAUAAAUCACAAUUAGUCAUUAUGGAAACUCAGAUGAGUGGAAAUAUUUCAAGUGACUGUGUGACAUUGGAGACACAGGAAAGUGUCUCGCUUUUUGUUGCCAAUGAUUGGAAGGAAACGGAACAAGCAGGUGUUGUAGACGACCCUCAAGGGAGGACAACAAAAAAACUGUCGGAGAGGGAAGGGGAUUCAGUCGAACCUGUAUCAAGGAAAAAUAAACUUAAACGGUCAAGUACUAGAAUGAUGUCUCAGUCCGUCGCAUCAUUGUCCAUGACUUCUCCUUCUCUUGUAGACAGUGGUGUUAGGUCUAGUCGGAAAGACAAACUAAACUCGAGGGCCAUUGGUGCAGAGUCGAACGUCAUCUGUGGACAGGAUAGUGUCACAAUUUCUGGAUCGACUAUUAUUCCUGUAACUGCUGAAGCUUCUAGAGACACAACACAAGUUAUUCAGAUAUGUGAAGUAGAUGAGGAACCAACAAGGAGAUACAACAAACAAAAUGAUGUGGAAAAUAUGUCAGCAGAUGUUUCAUCUUCAGUGAAAAUUGACAACACUUCCUUGUCAGAAGUCUUCACAGAAGAAGAUUCACAAUCUAUCAAAUGUCGGAGGAAUUCAAGAAGGAAAAGUAGCUGCAAGGAUAAAUUAAGAAAUAAAGGGACGCAGUCAAAGAAAGAUCUGCCAAAUAGAAAUGUACAGGAAAAUGACAAUGAUCAAGAUCAGCAAAAAGAAAGGUCAGGUAUCCAGAGAAAAAGUGAGAAAUGGGACAACCCAUGUAAAGAUGGCACCAGACAGGGAAUUAUUCAUGAAGAAAAUGAAGGAAGUAUCGGUGAAUUGGUGUGUGAAAAAUUAGAAAGCGUUCAGUCAAUCGAUGAGGAUGACCUUACACCAACAUUGAAACCUGUAGAUAAACGUCACAAUCACAGACAUGUUAUUAGGCAGGGCUGUUCUCCAGAGGACAUAUUCAUUAUGGACUCAGAAACAUUGGCAGGCGGAGAAUCUUUAAGUAUUGCACAGAACCAGGAAGGAAUAAUAGGUAUGGCAGACUUUCAGUCACUGACAAACUCCCAGUCUCAAAUUACAGAGAUAAAGGACAACUCACAAACUCAAAUUACGGAGGGAAAGGACAACUCACGAACUCAAAUUACGGAGGGAAAGGACAACUCACAAACUCAAAUUACGGAGGGAAAGGACAACUCACAAACUCAAAUUACGGAGGGAAAGGACAACUCACAAACUCAAAUUACGGAGGGAAAGGACAACUCACAAACUCAAAUUACGGAGGGAAAGGACAACUCACAAACUCAAACUAUCAAGAAAAAGGUCAGUUCAAAUUCCCAGCUUCAAAUUAUGGAGGAAAUUGAUAUUGAACUUAAUGUGGACAGUGAUGACAGUGAACACUCUGAUAUGGAAACAAAUCAAUUAAAAUCCACAGAAUUACCAGAGAAAAAGAUGGAAGCUAAUAAAAAAGUGCCAACUCUUAAUACUUGUGCUGAAAAAGCCAACAGAAAUAAGUUGGGAAAUAAUGAAGAGGGGGAUAACAUGGACACAGACUCUGAUCUCAGUCAAAGUCGACAGAGAAAAAAGACAGGAGUGCGAUGUGUCCGAGGGUUGGCUACCAGAAGACGGCAGCUAGAAAGUCAGGAUAGAUCUUGUCACACAAACACUACAAAUUCUAAAGGAAGAGAUUCUGUAAAAUCACCAGGACAACCCACUUCUAACCAAAUCAACACCGAAAGAGAUUUUACAGAUAACGACUGCCAUGAAUAUGAAGAUAAUUCUACCGAGACCAAGUUACUUCUGAAUAAUAGAAAUGAAUCUGAAAAUCAGAAAUCAAGGAAGUUGAAGGAAAAAUUUAAAAAGACAUUUAAAAAACACUUGAGUAGAAGUCCAAAUAUAGGCUCUAUGCAAGAUUCUUCGAGUCCUGGCCAUUCUUCUCUAAGUAAUCACAGUGUGCUACAGAUAGACAAACAAUUACCUGUCUGGGAUGAUGAUGAUGAAACAGAGAAACCGGAUAUUGUAGAAAAUUCACAACACAAAAAUGAAUCAGAUAUAGUGAUACCUGAUUCGUUUCCAUGUAGCAGCAAAACAAUGAAGGACAUGAGUUCUGGACAGAGUAGUAAAAGUCCCACCGCAAUCCAAACAAAGUCAUCGCAGAGAAAUGAUAACAGAAAAAACCGUGGGGACUCGCUGAAACUGUUGCCUCUCAACCACCGUGAAGUAGACAAGUUAGACAGUGCGGACAAGACUGAGAGUGAGGCAGAUGAGUCGUUCGGUUGUGAUGUACAGCGGAGGCCUGUCGCCGGCCGUAGACGAAGACGGCCAGUGAUCGAGGAGAGUGAGGCAGAGGAGUCGCUCUGUUGUGAUGUACAGCGGAGGCCUGUUGCUGGCCGUAGACGAAGACGACCAGUGAUCGAGGAGAGUGAGGAUGAAAUGUGUGAUGCAAGCUCUCCUCUACCUGACAUCACAAUAAACGGAAGACACGAGACAAGUAAAGACAAGAAAUCUGACCUGUCAGCCAUCGUAGAUAGCGAGGGAGAGGAGAGGACAGAGGAGACUGACAAUGAGUGCGAUGAUAAGGACAUUAAAGGAAACGAUGAACCUGUUGUCAUUGCUGAGAGCGAGGAAGAUGGAAAUGAUAAUUACAGUUCAUCUGUGGAAAGUGAUUCCAGCCGACGACUCAACCUGACAUCAUCGUCUGCCUUUUCCAGUCAGAGUGAGGCUAUGACAACACAGAACAGGAAAGCCUUGGAAAAGGACCUCGAGAGAAUGAAGAGGGAAAUAGCAGAGCUUGAGAAACAACUUGGCAAUAACCCAAAUCGUGUUAACAAGUCUGUGUUGAGCAGCAAGACGAAGGCAGAGGAACAGGCCGUGUCUGAGGAUUCUGACAGUGACUUUGUCUUGGAAAAGGAGGCAGAUGAGCAGAAUGACCAGAUUGAGGAUGAUCAACAAAACGAUGUAAUUGACUUGGCAACUAGUUCUUCUAGUUUCAAAGCAUCCCAGGGAAGCAGAUCUAGAGAAAUUGAGAAACACAAUGCUGACUCAGAUGAAAGUGAUGAAUUAUUUCUUAGUCCUCUGCCCCCAUCACCUCCCCCAACACCCGCACAAUCUGCCAAAAAGACACCUGUCCAGCUGCCAGAUCAUAUUUUACAGACAACAGAAUUCUUAAAUCGCUUUCGCAGAACAGGAUCUCAAGGUUUGUUGAAUAGUCAGGACAGUGUAGGGACAGAUUCAGGAUCUAAGAGGUACAAAAGCAAGCUUUCUUUGAAUAUGACCACUGAGGCAGAAAAACAGACAAAUAAAUUGUCUAGUCCCUGUGGUAACACCUAUCAGUUGAAGGAGAACGUAUCUUCACCAAUGUUCGAGUCGUCACAGCUGACUGCUCGUCGUUAUCCUGGUACUUCUGAGGUGGAUGAUGCCAUCGACCACAGCAACAGACAGAGUCAGUGUAGAGGAUUCAUAACAACAGGCUUGACUUAUUUACAGACGAGGGAGAUACAAAAGCUGGCUCAGCAGAACAACAUCAAAUUCUUUGUAAAGUUCAACUCAUUUGUCACACAUGUCAUCGUCAAAACAGUGCCUCCAGGGCAGAGAGUGUGUGAAAGGACGUUAAAAUUCUUUCAGGGCGUAGCCAAUCAGUGCUGGGUGUUAGAUUACCAGUGGGUAACUGACAGUAAAGCUGCUGGACAACUACUGCCAGAGGACAAGUAUGAGAUAAUUGGCGACACCAUUACUGGAAACGGUCACUACGGCCCUCGGCAGUCACGUCUCAGCAAUCGUCUCCUCUUGGAAGGAUUCCACUUCUUCUGUCUGGGAACAAGUGAAAGCUUGACUACAGAUGAUCUCGUGGAUUUGAUAGAAAGAUGUGGGGGCACUGUUGUGGACCAUCCAUCAGAUCUCCCUAACGAAAUAAACUUAACUUAGCUGUCACCUGUAUCGACCUUGAAGAUGAAGACGAUUUGCCGUCACCAGAAGACACGAGAAUUUAUAACAAGUUGUACAAGAGAUUUGGCCUGCUGACCGUGUCCAGGGAGUGGAUACUUGACACCCUGACUGUCUACACUGUCCAGCCACUGAAGGACUAUGUGUUAACUACUCUCCGAGAUAUAAACAUCCCGGAUCUGGCCUUAAGGACAAAGACAUCUUGAUCACUGUCCAGAUCUGGUAUUAUGGUCCAACAAAACAUCUGGAUCAUUGUCUACAGCAUACCAAGAUAUGUCGAGUUAGUCUUGCGGUUUAGUUCAUCUUUACCAAUGUGGAGAACUGGUCUUGCAUCCCAAGACAUUUUGCAACAGGUUUAUAUUAGAAAUAUUUUUGUGAAUUUUAUAUUUCUUAGAAUAAGUUCUGAGCACUUGAAAAUGUUACUU